This is a messenger RNA of Ophidiomyces ophidiicola, 1881 nucleotides long. RefSeq lists its product as uncharacterized. The coding region runs from base 1 to 1881 and encodes 626 amino acids. Lineage: Eukaryota; Fungi; Ascomycota; Eurotiomycetes; Onygenales; Onygenaceae. The record is from RefSeq and is a predicted model, not a curated record. Gene Ontology annotation, molecular function: serine-type carboxypeptidase activity. Gene Ontology annotation, cellular component: fungal-type vacuole. The transcript has 2 exons. Gene Ontology annotation, biological process: proteolysis.
AUGAAGGAAGUUAACAGUGCUAUCUGGCUCAAGACACCAUGGAUCUACGCUGUCAGCGUGGUCUUCGCUAUUCUCUUCACCUUAUGUCUUUCUGUUGAAGCAACACUCGCGUCUGGUGAGCAAACCGUGAUCCAGUCGCCCAUCCACCAGGGCGUCACUCUUUCAUACAAAAGACUGCCUGCUGGGAUUUGUUCGACUGGAUCUCCCACUCAACAUCAAUACUCCGGCUAUGUCUCUCUCCCGCCUUUCACACUGCAUCCAGUGCAGCAGAACAAUACUAUCAACACAUUCUUCUGGUUCGUCGAAGCUAGAGACAACGUCAGGUCUGCACCCCUAACCGUAUAUCUAAAUGGAGGGCCGGGAAUUAGUAGUAUGCAAGGGUUAUUCCAGGAAACUGGCCCUUGUGAAGUUAUAGACCGGCCUGGGAGCAGGCUUCGCACCGUCCACCGGGAAUGGGGCUGGGAUCGAAGCUCCAGCAUGCUCUAUAUCGACCAGCCGGUGCAAUCUGGCUUCUCAUAUGAUGCUUCUCGUGAAGGAUCGUUGGAUUUCUUAACUUCAACAUAUACCUACCCGCCCACAGCCCCUCCUACGGGCCAGUCUCCUGAAACCUUCCGCAAAGGAGUCUUCAGCUCAAAUGAUGGGGCUACCACCGUGAAUACAUCUGCGACCGCAGCGAAAGCCAUUUGGCACAUGCUCCAGGUGUUUUUGACUACGUUUCCAAGCCUGAAAUUUAAUUCUGAAUCCGCAGAUAUCAAUCUAUUUACAGAAAGCUACGGGGGAAAAUAUGGACCUGCGAUUGUGUCUCAUUUCCAAAAGCAGAAUGAGAGACGACGGAAAGGCGAGAUCCCUAGGUGGAAGUCGGUGGAGAUCAAAACCAAAACUUUGGGGAUAAUGCAAGGGUGCAUCGACGACUUAGUUCAGAACCCAUACUACCCAAUCUUUGCAUAUAAUAAUACAUAUGGACUACGAGCCCUGUCAUCUAACGAUGUGACAGCAUUCCACAAAAAGUUUUAUCAGCCCGGUGGCUGUAAGGACCAGGUGGAAGCUUGCAGAGCAUCCGUUCGAUCCCUUGACCCUGAUAACUUGGGCAAUGUGGACAGGGUCAACGCAGCUUGUUUCCAAGCGACAGUUACAUGCAAUACCGAUGUGGUUCAAAUAUACCCCAAAAUAGGACGAAGCUCCUUCGAUAUAGCUCAAAGCGUAUUCAAUCCGCUUCCUCCUUCAACAUAUAUCGAGUAUCUUAAUACCCCGGAGGUUCAGCAGGCAGUUGGCUCGCCGUUAAAUUUUACAGAGUCUAGCAACACAGUGUUAAACGCUUUCAUUCAGGCCGGUGAUCAUGUUCGAGGUGACUAUCUUUCCGACCUUGCCUUGCUGCUUGAUAAGGGCGUACGUAUUGCGCUCAUAUACGGCGACCAGGACUUCAUCUGCAAUUGGUUCGGAGGCCAGGCAGCAUCUUUUGCCAUUGCCGCAAGGUCGAAGUCUCCCUUGUCCUACCUCUCUAACUUCAACGCCGCGGGUUAUGCUCCCAUAGCCGUGAACAAUAACUAUACGGGUGGUGUUGUUCGACAGUUUGGGAAUCUACUCUUCGCGCGUAUCUACGACGCAGGUCACUUUAUUCCGUACUAUCAGCCGGAGACUAUGUUCAAAUUGUUUGAUCGCAUCAUACAGGGGAAGAAUCCGUCGACAGGAAGUGUGAUUCCUAACCCUUCCCGGUUCCGAACCCAGGGCGAUGCAAAUUCCACCACAACCAAUUCUCUUCCCCCACAGGCGAAACCGACUUGCUAUUUACGCAAAGCGCCGGAUACUUGCAGCUCGGAGCAAAUUGACAAGAUGAAGGUAGGGCAGGGGAAGAUAAUUAACGGAAUAUGGUAUGAAAAAUAA